Messenger RNA from Cherax quadricarinatus, 6734 nucleotides. RefSeq names its product ADAMTS-like protein 4. Gene Ontology annotation, biological process: proteolysis; extracellular matrix organization. Gene Ontology annotation, cellular component: extracellular matrix. The record is from RefSeq and is a predicted model, not a curated record. Gene Ontology annotation, molecular function: metalloendopeptidase activity. Lineage: Eukaryota; Metazoa; Arthropoda; Malacostraca; Decapoda; Parastacidae.
AGGGGCCUUGAGGUGGUCAGUCGGCGACACUCAUUACCCCUGACAGGGCGUGUCGAGCCCUCGCCCGAAGACCUCACGUUGACCACAUCAUCUGGAGUCACUCUUGUUACUCACCUCACAGGAGACGCACUGUCCACUUCGUCAGGAGCCCCUACCUUAUUCUCGCCCAAAACUCCACUACGUCAAGAGCCUCCCCCCUCCCCCUUUACUCUCACGUCAGCCACCGUCAGGAACCUCUCACGUCAACCAAGGUCAGGAACCUCUCACGUCAACCACCGUCAGGAACCUCUCACGUCAACCACCGUCUGGACCUCUCACUUGUUGACCACCUUGCUAGGGGCUCUUGCUUUGCCCACCCCACUCGGAGUUUUCCCUUUUUCCUCUCAGUUGCUCACUUUUCGAAUUUUCUAGCUUGAGUACCUACGUGGCAACUUACCCCAUCACAACACCUGGUGACGUGAACGAUAAACACGAAUGUAAGUAUCUGGUGGACUCGUGUGAAUCACAAUGUUUGUUAUGAUCCAAUAUAGUUCAGGCUUAACCACGUACGUGCAUCUAAGUGCCUUAAAAUCUACAGAAUAAUAUAAACCAUAAAGUGCCACUCUAGAUCAACGAAUUAAAAGUAUUAUGCUGAUUUUCCGAAGAAUCUUGGAGGAAUCUUGAAGAUAUAUACAACUUUGUACAAUAAAAAUGUGAGAGGAAAAUCUGUAGGCAGUUGCAGACCGCUGGAAGGGCAUUGACAGUGACGGAUGUGGAAGCGAGGGGAGAGAGUGUGAGAGGGAGAGUGAGGGGGAGGACGGGGAGAGGACAGUGAACAUCCAGAUCCCCUCGGUGACGUCUUCUCCUCACCUGCCACAAUGACAUCAAUGUACUUCCUGCUGGUGGCGGUUUGGGCGUGUGUGGGCGUGGGCGUGGCGGAGGAGUGUCUCCCGUGCCUGUCAUCUCCCUGCAGAAAGGUGACUGGACUCUUCACCCGGCCUACACUCCCCGUCGGAUACAACCUGAUAGCUCGAGUCCCGCCGCAGGCCUGCAACCUUACUGUCACAGAACUCAGAGCCUCUUCGAACUACCUAGCGGUGAGGACGGAUCAUGGGUACAUCAUCAAUGGCAACUGGGCUGUGGUUCCCCCUGGGCGGUACAUGGGGGCGGGUACUGGCUUCUUCUACAGCAGACCACGUACACUUACUGACGGUGGUGAGGUCAUCCAGGCACCAGGCCCGCUCUCCAAGGCGAUAGACAUUAUGAUAAUCUACCAGUCUACCAACCAGGGAGUGAGAUACGAAUAUUGGCAUCCAAUGGGUCCUCCCUACCCGCCUCCGACCUUACAAGGGCGUGGGCGGGGGCGGGGGCGGGGGUAUCCCCAACGAGGACAGUCAACCCUUCAAAACGUGCUGCCAGCCUACUUGGCCUCGACGCAGGGCGAGGGCGGCCUAGCGGCUGGUGAUUACUCCACCACCCUCGACAACCGCUUAGGUUUGUCCCCCGCCAUCCAGGGCUCCGUUGGGUACGUCAUCGAUAAUAGCGUGGACGGUGUGGGUCUCCCGGGCGCCCCCGACACCGCCACACCCACCUGGAAGGUGUGGAAAUUCACGCCAUGUUCCCGGACCUGCGGCGGAGGGCAGCAGCAGACGGUAUACAUCUGCACUGGCUUGGGUGGAGCCGUCAUGCAGGAGGAGAUGUGCCAGGCACCUAAACCACCUCCACAGACAGUUAACUGUAACCCUCGUCCCUGCCCGCCCACGUGGCAGCUGGGGGAGUGGUCACAGUGUUCCACCACCUGUGGAACUGGGAUCAUGACCAGGACGUGGGCAUGUGUACAGGAGGUCACACCCACGCUCGUCCGUGCUGUCCCGCCCGCCACUUGCCCCCCUCCCUCCAGAGCAACCAUGGUGCCCCUCACGCAGCCGUGCAUCCUUGCCCCAUGUUCAAGAUGGGAGGUCACUGCUUGGACACAGUGUUCUGUUGAAUGUGGUACUGGGAUCAAAACUCGUGUGGUGUCCUGCCGUGCAGAGGGACGCCGUGUGGGGGACGACCAGUGCAACGUGCAGGAGAAGCCUCCCAAGCAGGAACUGUGUCACGCCCACACGUGUUCACACCACACCUGGUUCUACACGGACUGGUCGGAGGAGUGUGUGGGCGGGUGUGAGAACGGUGUACAAAGGCGUCGCGUGUGGUGUUCACCAGGAAUCAACUCAGUGGAGGGAGAGUGUGACCAGCAGGAGAGACCUCCAGAAACCCGUGCUUGUCCCCGGGCCGACGCCUGCGCUGCUGCCUGGUUCACUGGACCCUGGACACCGUGUUCGGAAGGCUGUGGGAGCGGCAUACAGACCAGGGAGGUAGUGUGUGUGGUAUUCCUGAGGGGGACCUUCAGGGCCACGCUUGAUAUCGAAUGUAACGCCGAUACUCGCCCUAAUGCCACCCUCACGUGCAACCCUGAUCCCUGCCCUCCACACUGGUACUACACUGACUGGUCACAGUGUUCUCGCACUUGCGGCAGGGGGAGCCGCACGCGGUCAGUACAGUGCCUCGACCACCAGCAACAGCCAUCCACACGUUGUAACAUCGACGAAAAGCCGCCUACCACCCGCAGCUGCGUCGAGCAGCCUUGUAACGCCCCUAGCGACAGGGGCUGUGUAGACCGCUUUAAAAACUGCGUGUUGGUGCAGCAGGCCCGUCUCUGCCGCUACUCGUAUUACCGUACCGUCUGCUGUGCCUCCUGCUUCCAGCAGCAGUAACGUCAUGCUUCGCAGCAUACCAUCUCCAGCACCUGCCUCUUCCCUCUCUCUUUUGCUUCAUACAUUCUACUGAUUCAUCUUGAUCAACUUGAAGUAAAUUUAAUUCUACGAGUCAAAUCUUGACAUUUAUGUGAUAUCACUUUCAGUUAUUUCUAUGAUGUUUAUACUUAAAAAAAUCGAAAAUGCAUACUCAUUUGUUCACCAUUGUUUAUGGUACACACUGUAAUUUAACUCUUCUUUUUUCAGUGACAAUAUAAAAUAUACAUUCCCCAGUUAUUUUCUGUCAUAUCCUCGUACAGUUGACACAUACUCCAGUCUCUACGACCUGCCAGGAAAUCAGAGGCAACUAUGCUGAUACAGGAUUUAUCAAAUUGUCGAUAUAUUUGGGAAAAACUUGAGGCCAGUUAGUGGAAAACCUGGACCCCAGCCAGUGAGGAAAGUGAAUCCCAGUCCGAGUGGGGAAACUGGACCCCAGCUAGUGAGGAAAGUGAAUCCCAGUCAGAGUGGGGAAACUGGACCCCAGCUAGUGAGGAAAGUAAAUCCCAGUCAGAGUGGGGAACUGGACCCCAGCUAGUGAGGAAAGUGAAUCCCAGUUAGUGUGGGGAGGAACUGGACCCCAGCUAGUGAGGAAAGUGAAUCCCAGUCAGAGUGGGGAACUGGACCCCAGCUAGUGAGGAAAGUGAAUCCCAGUUAGUGUGGGGAGGAACUGGACCCCAACUAGUGAGAAAAGUUGAACAAAGCCACUUAACAAACUACUUACGUUCAUGCUGCAUUCAUGAGAGAACUGCUCAAGAACGCCAUCGUAUGAACAAUAGUGCAAUGCUCGAGCUCUAACAGUCACGAUGAUAUAUUCAGAAUUUUAGUAAGUGGAAUUUCUUUCACUGUUUGAUAUUCAGUCUUCGCAACAUCUUUGUAUUUAAAACAGGUGGAUAAUAUUAUUUUUUCGGGUAAACUGAAACAUUCAAUUCUUUAUUGGCAGGUCUGUUUUAUCUGCUUAAUACAUGAGAAUGUUCGUCCUCCUCUCAUACUGCCUAUUACAACUUAUGUCGUCUUUAUUCAUUAUACAAAUAGAAUGAAAAAACUCACGAAAUCAUAGUAGCACGACUAUAAACAAAUCACGGAACGGAUGGUGUUUGAACUCAUGGCGAGUGAAUCCUAACUCACUGGUCUGCGAGUCUUAGGACUCGUCAUAGGUUCAGAUCCCACCCGUUCCCUGAUUUGAUCAGAAUGCAGAAACCUUAUGUGUGUUGGACAGACUCCUCAGUUCUUUCGAUUAACAAAUAUAUUUUAAGAUACUCUUCUAGAAUAUUUCAACAAAUUAAGCGGAUUUGAAUAUCACAUAAAUUACAGUUUUUUUUUUCAAAUAAUAAUAGAAAUAAACUAAGUUAGAUAUUUAUUGGGUAAUUGUUAGUCGACUCUAUAGUCGACUAACAAUUACCCAAUAAAUAUUUAACUUAGUUGAUAGCAGAGGUGCGGCCACUCAGCGAAAUAUUCACAUCGUAAUACACCCACUGAAAAUGCAUCAGGCUUAAUAAUCAUUAUUUUCAUUCACGUUCAUUUCGAUGUGAGAAAAAUCCGGUAAUUUUCAAGUAACAUGACAGUCUGGUCAGUCAAGUAACAUGGCAGGCUGGUCAGUCAAGUAACAUGACAGUCUGGUCAGUCAAGUAACAUGACAGGCUGGUCAGUCAAGUAACAUGACAGUCUGGUCAGUCAAGUAACAUGACAGGCUGGUCAGUCAAGUAACAUGACAGUCUGGUCAGUCAAGUAACAUGACAGUUUGGUCAGUCAAGUAACAUGACAGCCUGGUCAGUCAAGUAACAUGACAGUCUGGUCAGUCAAGUAACAUGACAGUCUGGUCAGCCAAGUAACAUGACAGUCUGGUCAGCCAAGUAACAUGACAGCCUGGUCAGUCAAGUGACAUGACAGUCUGGUCAGCCAAGUAACAUGACAGCCUGGUCAGUCAAAUAACAUGCCAGUCUGGUCAGUCAAGUAACAUGACAGUCUGGUCAGUCAAGUAACAUGACAGUCUGGUCAGCCAAGUAACAUGACAGUCUGGUCAGCCAAGUAACAUGACAGCCUGGUCAGUCAAAUAACAUGCCAGUCUGGUCAGUCAAGUAACAUGACAGCCUGGUCAGUCAAAUAACAUGCCAGUCUGGUCAGUCAAGUAACAUGACAGCCUGGUCAGUCAAAUAACAUGCCAGUCUGGUCAGUCAAGUAACAUGACAGUCUGGUCAGUCAAGUAACCGAGGUAAGGAGAUUCCAGACUUACAGGAAAAAAAAUAAUAUCCAGUAUUGUUUUAUAAUGAAUAUUGUCUAUUUUCACGUUUUACAAUAGGAAAGUCUAUCUGUCUAUCCACUUGUGCGAUUCUCGAAUUUAAUUAUAAGAUCUGAAUUUUCUUUGAGUCGCAGAAAGAGAAAAACAGUGUUACAAAAUACUUAGUCAUCAUUUUGUCCAACAUUUCUUUGUGGAUGGACAACAAGUUAUGCUUUUAGAUUAUUCAUUUUUUCUCCUUAAUAGACUGUUGGUAUCAUCCGUGGCUGGGAGAUAUUUUUGUUAAUAAAUGUGAAUAAUAACUAAUAAAUACACAGUACGUAUAUUUGUUAGUUGAAUCGCUGUUAUGAGACGUUAUUAUUCUCACUUAUAUACGUAUGUAAUAUCAUGAAUUUUGGUGAACUUGGUCAUUGUUCUCGUUUGUGGCUUACACCCACAUGACAGACACCAUUCCCACGAGCCCUCCUAGGGCGGGGAAAGUGCCAGAAACCAGGGCUUGCUGCCACCUACAGCACAACAGGCUGUCAUUCCCACGAGCCCUCUUGGGGCGGGGAAGAUGGCAGACCAGAGGCCUAGCUUCUCCCUACGAGUCCCGUGAGGGCGGGGAAUGGGACUAGGCCUGGGGAGAGUUAGUCUCAGAAGAUGAGGUACUUCUACCUCCUCCCAUGGGAGACAGGUCUCAGACACUCCCAAGACAGGGAGCGAAGGCCGGGUCACCAUCUGGAAAAGACCCGGACCGGGAGAGUCCCGGCGAAUCAAGAAGAAGAACCACCCACAUGUGUCUGGGGAUGAAUAUUCAUUUGUUGUUCAAUAAGCACAACAUUAACACUUCACAUGUUAAAAAUAAAUUAAUGGAACCCUUCCUGGAUUUUGGUUUUGCUAUUUAUCUUGUGUGGACAAGAAAAAAAACCUGGUGAAUAGAAAAGCAUAGGCUUCUGAGUUUGUCCUCUUGUGAUAAUACAUUAAAAAUCUAUAUAAAGGGAAUUGAAUGACACGCCUAUUAACAAGAGACUAUAAUAGCAUAACCAGAUGAAUGUACAGCCUAUUAUAUGCAUUAUGGGUAAAAUAAAAAGACAUCUGCAGCAUCAGGGCGAAAAACAAGUGCUCCGUGGUAGACAUAUUUUGAUGGUUCCUUCUCAUAAUAUGAUAAGAUCCGUGAUCACUACUGAAACACAUAUAACAUCAGUUAUGUUAACCACUUAUAAGGUCUUAUUUUCACGUGUUUAUGGUUUUAGGACAGAAUUAUCUAUAUUGUAGAUUGUGUGUAAGUUCUCUUCCUCUCGUGGACAUAAUAUGUCAGACUAACCCAGAGAGGAUGAAACGUUGUUUUGUGGUAACAUUAAAUAACAUACACUACAGUGUAUUGUGUAUCAUGGACGAAUAAUUUUAUCUUGUGGAGAUAUAUAAUACAAAUAUACUAGUAAAUACCCGAGGAUUGACGGUUUCACCCGAAGUUUAUGUUGUGAGUACUAUGGAGUAGCCUAGGAGAGAGCCGUGUAAACAAAUAACGCAGUAUAGUGUAAGAAGCAGCUGAUGACGUGGGUCAUUGUAUGCUAGGAGAAGGUUUUCUAAUGUACCUACAUUUAGUGAUAUUUUUUAACAUUUCAUCAUUAUUGUAAAUAGUAGAGUAACCAAUUUAAGGGAAAAAAAAGUAAUUUGCAUAAUAGAUCAAGAGCCAAAGACAUGUAACAGUCAUUUUCACUCAUAAAGAUUAUAAAUAUACCAAA